Rhipicephalus sanguineus (brown dog tick) is the source of this 6679-nucleotide messenger RNA. Its product is annotated as protein naked cuticle homolog 2. Gene Ontology annotation, molecular function: calcium ion binding. The transcript is spliced from 8 exons. The record is from RefSeq and is a predicted model, not a curated record. Gene Ontology annotation, cellular component: cytoplasm. Bases 212 to 1444 code for a protein of 410 amino acids. Gene Ontology annotation, biological process: negative regulation of Wnt signaling pathway. Lineage: Eukaryota; Metazoa; Arthropoda; Arachnida; Ixodida; Ixodidae.
CGACGGCUUUCGCCUUGCGUUGCGGCCUCGCCAGCCGAGGGAAGGGGGACGCGAGCGGCGGUUCCUUCAUUGAGUGCGUUGCGGAAAAGAAAGAAAAGUGUACUACAGCAGCAGGCCAGUUCUGCGGGCGACCAUGUCUUCUUGCUUGCCGGCACUGUCGACGUUCGGGGCUUGGCUGUGAUGCUACGGCGCUGUUUUCCGACGCCGCACCAUGGGCAAGAUGCAGAGCAAGCACGGUGACUGCAUCGUUGUGAACGCGCAUUUCAACCCCGUCUGCCAGUUGGACGACGACCUGCCGCGGCAAAAACCGCAGAGCCAGAAAUUCGCGUGCUCGGAGUUGUCCCUGUCACUUUGUGAUGAUGAGAGCUGCAAACCAAAUGACCAAUUCGAGGAAGAAAAAUGUUUGCAUCAUGAAGGCAGUACAGGCAGUACAGACAAGGUGACUACGCCAUCACUGACUGAGGAUGACGAGCGACCAGAAAAAGCUGAGGAAGAGAGAAGUGAGAAGGAGGAAAGAGGAGAAAGUCUUAAUGCAACGGAUGUGUCUUGCAAUAAAUCCCACCAUGGUGAAGAGAGACAGGAGUUCUCCUUUACCCUCUAUGACUUCAAUGGUCAUGGCAAGGUAACAAAAGAUGACAUUGCAAGCCUCGUUCGUUCGAUUUAUGAUGCACUCGGAAAGAAGAGCCUGCCAAAGUCGGGUAGUCGAACUAUCAAAGUGAGACUUGCCAUUGGACCGGAUGAGGACAGCUGUCCAGCACAGACUCGACCACUUUCAGAGUCUUCAGCACGCAGUAGUGCUCCAACAGCUUGCACAUUGCUCACAGAUGAACCACCUCCUAGUCGCAGAGCACCGGAAAGCCUCUCAGUUCCUGUGCACCGAAAGUUUCCUCCACAGGCAGAAAAUGUUCCUGCAACAGGAAAUAGAUGCAAACACUCAUCUGGUGGAGUGCCAGCGUCACCACUGGGAAAUCACUCGCGGAGGGUCAAGCCGCGUGUUCAUCAGCGACAUGAGCUCCUGCAAUGGCUAAAGGAGAGCACAGAGAAGGCUUGCUACCAAUCAGCUGCUGCAGAAGAUAACAGGCGAUCACAGCAGGCGGCGGCAGCCCGCAAAGCUGAGGCCACCUCACGCCCAGAGGCAGCACCAUGCCCCUACCAAUUACUCGAUCGAGGCCACGAAUGUGGAGGCGCUUCAUCAAGCCCUCAGUGUGAGCGGCGUCAACAUAGGCGCUCAAAGUCGCACGAAGAAGAGCCACCCUGCCGUGGCUGGCAUCACCACUACCGGCACCGAGAGCGAGACUUGGAGCGCCAGCGUGCCAUGCGCCAGGUAGCCAGCUGGAUUGAACGCGAGCAGCUGACCGGCCCACCACCCCCUCCUGCUCAACGUCACGAGCACCACCAUCUGCAUGAGCACGUGCACCAUCACUACCAUCACUACGUUGACUGACAGUGCGCCCACAUUUUGGCUCUUCCCUGUAUGUACACAGGGCGUGAGCGUGAUGUAGUGCACUGACUCGGAUGAGCACAAGACACAGUGGCAGUGGGCAGCUGACGCUAGGCAUUCACUGCACAGCACCACUGAUGUACACAUCCUGACCCUGUUGGCCACAGUGACAGUGAAAAAGACAGUUCUGCCAUCGUGGGGACAAGCACGGUGACAGUGAGACAGUUCAACCACCAUGGGGUUAAGCACUUGGAGCUGCAGCAUCCCAUACUGGCACAGUGUUUGUCACUAACUGGACCCUCUCCACUGAAAGGUUAGCCUGUCUGUUCUCCACAACAUCAGGCCUCCAGCACAAGCUUGUCCACAGUAGCUCCCUUGCCAGGGCAAACUGUCACGAUAUGUGUGGAUUUUCUACUGCGUUGAGACUAAUUGGGUGUGCCAUGAAAUGAGGCUGGGGAGAUCACUUGUUCACCCCAUUUCCUAGGCCUUAAAAGAGUGAAACUUUGUUCCUCUGGUGAGAAGGAGUGAGGUGUAAGAUAACUAAACAAAGUAACAGGUUGUAAAGAAUACAUGCUGCCUGAAAUUUUAUUUACACUCACAUGUAGACAUCCAGAAUAGGCUGUUGCAAUUGUAAUUUGCAUGUAAGUGUUCUGUGGAGAAUGUUUAGUAUUAGUUGGUAUGAUGACUUUUAAGUGUGUUCAAAAUAUUUUGCCACAUGCCAGUAGUUGGAUGCCGGUGAUGGUAUUAAUUGUAAUUAGCAGUGCCAGUGUAUACAGCCCAAUGUUUUGAUAACUUUGCAGGCAUAUGAAAUAAAUGACUCAAACAUCAAUUCUCUUCCUUUGCAGUAUGGUUGCUAAUAGGUGCAUCUGAUUAAAUGCAAUAAUGUAUUUGGAUUUAAUUUGGUGCUACUAUCAAUGCUUGCAUAAUAUUUUUUUUCAUUCUUGCUCAACAAUAUGCAUGGCAGGUUGCACAUGUUUUCUUCACGUAUAUCAGGGGUGGCACUAAAAUGUUCUAAUGCAUAUAUGUGUGUGCUUUCUUUUUUUUUUUACUUUCGGCUUGCAUCCUUAUAGCAUUAAAUUACUAAAAUUUAUAGAAACACUACAUAAAUGUAUUAGGUGCUUGGAUAUUUGACUUCAUAGCUUUCUGUAAUUGCCGAGUACCAUCAGGAUUGAAAACCUGCCGCAUGGUUUUCGAACGCAUGCCUGAUGCCCAUUUUCCGGAGUCGAUCCUGCAUUAAAAGUACUAUUGACAGCAAAAAUCUUAACUGCAUGCAAGUGUAUUGAGCUAAUUUGAUUUAUAAAGGCUAUUUGAUAUUUUCAUACAUUGAGUGGAUCUCAAUAAGCUAAGAGUUAAUGACAUAAUGAGCCUGUGAUUUUUAUCAUUUACAUUAUAAAUUCUUAAAUUGGCUAACUUUAAGAAAUGUACAAUUUUGCAUCAUGCUAGAAGAUACUUCAAAAUUUGGUAGAAUAGUGUAAAUUAAAAAAGAACUAACAAAACAUUCAUGCCAUUUUAAUGCAUUAACAGUGCAAUAAAUUUAUGCUUCUGCUCAUUCACUGAUAGUAAAAAUUGUUAAAAAUUGCUGACGACCCCAAUUUGCAGUGUGGUACUGUUGAGAGCAGCUUUGCGGCAUGUUAACUGUUGGUUGGAAAGUGCGGUAAAGUCGAGUGCACUUAUAAUAGACCUGCUUAGAGGAAACUAUCAUUUAGUACAAACAAGUUUUCAUUUUUCAAAACAAUUUUUAAAGGAUUGAACAGAGCACUGAGCACUUAAUUCCAAUGACUUGGUUGCCAUGCUGUCAUUUAGAACAACACAACCAUAAGCUUAUUAUGUGAAAAAUUGCCAUGCAUGCCAUUUUAGCUCAAAAAAUGUUAAACUUGCGAGCUAUUAACUUCUUAAAUGUUCGUUUUUUAAAUCUUUGUAUCAUAAACAGUUCGUUGUAAGUGCACUCGAUUGCUAGAGCCUGUAAAUAUGUGCCUUGUAAAGACUGAAGGUGCUAUAGCAGACUUUAGCACUUGGUGCCCAAGCUGUGGUUACUGCCUACCCUAAUUGCAGGGUCUUGUACUCAUAUACAUGCAUCAAAACACCACUGCCAAAAAACUUAUUUUCUGUGCCUCCCAGCCAAAGAAAAAGAAAAUGGGGAUAUUGUUUCUGACAAAGUUUUCAGUCUUGAGUUUUGAAUUUUUCUUUCUAGGUUGUAGUGCACAUAUAGUGAAGAGAACUGAUAUUUGUCUAAGCCUGGAUGAUAAUUUGCUUAGGAAUGCUCUGUUUUGGAAUAUUUUUCACUCUUGGGCAUUAUGACACUGUUCUCUGUUUAAAAUGCUAGUCCUGUUUGGUAUUUGGGAUGAUGGCUUUGAUGCUUUGCUUUGCAAUUGUGUGUUCUGAACUUUUUUACCAUUUAAUAUAAAAUGAAACAAUGAAAAUACUAGUAGAUUUCAAUCAGAGGAACAAAUAAUUCUAAUGAAUUAUUGUCCACUCUUUGUCAUGUCCGAUAUAAUUAUUAAGUCAGAAUUUUAGACUUCACUUGUGUGACUUGAAACGCUUCACACCAGCUGAAUAUUUUCAAACUAUCUUUCAUGUUUUACAAAUCUAAUGGGAACCGUGAUCACUGUCGCAGCAACCCUGGAAGCUGUUCAAGCUAUUUGCAGGGCAACCAUUUUCCACUAUGUACAAGCUCUAUAUUAAGGGGAUGCAGUUUACAAAUUAUUGAGAAGUUAUUUUAUAUGAUAGCAUGCUACUUGAAAUGCAGGCUUGCACAUUCAAAAUUUCUCACAUGAAGUUGUGUGCCAUAAAUCGGUUGGUGAGAAAAUGGUAACUGUUAAGCAUAUGUGAUAGAAUGACAAUAGGCGCCUCUAUGAGUGACAAUAGGCUUCUCUAUGAAUAUGUCAUUGCUACCAAUUUUUUUUCCCCAUUUGCUAGCCUGAAUCAUAGCAUGAUUCAGUGCUUGUACCAAAAUACUUCCUUAAAAAAUGAACUCGAAUGGACUGUCAUUUUAUAGCUGGCUUGACACAAGUUAGUUGCAUCUACAGGAAACCAAAGGUCCCAAAACUUCUGUUUAUCCGCUGAGGUUAAGGAGGGGCAACUGAAAUGAAUUUUUUGCAGACUAAUAUACUCAUCUGGGGUGUCGUGUAGCUUUGAUAACACUUUUUAAACCUCUGUUUGUGGAAUUAUGCAUGAAUUGUGCUACAAAACGUGUGCUUUGUAAUUUUACAAGCAAACUUGUUUUGGCCAUGUGAUCAAACGUUAGGAAAACCUUAUCAAGCUUUGAGACUUCGUGAUGUCGGUAAUCUUACUGGACUUCUUUAAAGAUACUGUGACAAGACAGUAGGAUUUUACGAGCGAUUUUGGCAUAUCGUGUGCAUGUGGUACAUUACAGUGACUGAAAUAAUUUUGUACCCUUUGUUUGCCUUUGUCGAGUAAGAACAAAAAGCCUUAUUUAUGUGCCCGCAUUUAGUACAGAAUUUUACAAGCAUUCCUAUGUAUAGGUAGCAUGUUUCAAGGGACCAUAUUUUUUAUAUUGUUUGGCAAGUGAAGAAGCUUGUGAAUGCAAGUUGAACAUGCUCUGUUGUAGAAAAAUUAAAAUACUACUACAUGACAGUUUGACCUAUACAUUAUAAAGAACUACUGAGUAUUUCAUGUGACAUCUUUGCUCUCUCAGUGGAAAUCGCUUGGUACAUUGUGCAUUUUUACUCUGCAUCAUGGACUAUAUUUGUACCUUGUGUAGAAUUUGGUGAUACUGCAUCAAAUGUGUUUUGAUAUUACUACCCACAGUUAUGUCAGAGGGAAAAAAAAUGAAGCCUUACUGAAAAAUCUGCUUUUAAACUUUCUUUCUAAUACCAUAUGUGGAUAACAUUGAUUCUUGCAUACUGUAUGCUGUGGCCUUUGUUUUCUAAAGAGUGGCCUAAUUUAUUAACGGGUUUACAGCUGUGUAUCAUUUGCACAUUCCCGAGUGCUUUUAUGCGUUUAAUUGAAGAAAGAUUGGAAGAAAAAUUUACUUAUUUAUUCAAUUAUGUUCAGAAUGCAAAUGGACUUAGAUGAGCAUCAUGCUCAUUAACAGAAAUUGGAAGUUCUUAAUACUUCAUAUGAAUACUUGAUGGGUUAGAUUGUAUCCCUAGAAGUGCAGUACUCUGCUCUUGGCAUCAAAGCACUCACCAACUUUUAUUUUAAAACAAGAAUAGUCGUCUUGAAUUUAAAGCAAGUGAUGUAUUGUGAAACCCAGUUGUGAAAACCGUCUUAAAAGUGGCGCGUAUCCGUCAGCAUGGACGAUCAAAGCGUAAAAGUGGUGCAUAAUCAGAUAUGGGUGUUGAUGACAUUUUUUUUUUCAGCAUAGGUACAACCAGCCAGCUCUCUUAUAGUCUCUUGCUGCUGAAGGCUUGGGUAGGCGUGUAUAUUUAUAAAUUAAGGUAAUUUCUUUGAAUUUGGAAAAAAAAAACUGUAAAGCAGGUUCUGCAGAAGACUGGUUAGCAUCUGCCUGCACAUUUGCCCUGAAGCUUGAAAGGAAAGAUGUACUGUCCCCGGUUUCCACUCUUAGGUGCUUCAUAGUUUGCUGGUUAGUUUCAUUGGUCGAAUCAUCGCAGUAUGGUUGGAGUGGAGAUUACUUAAGGCAGGGAUACUGCCUAACUUUUCAUUGUAGCUGAACAACAGUGUUUGAGUUGUUAAAUAUUCCCUUAUAUAAAGUAGAUUAUUGCCUUUAUCAUGCACUGAUAAAUGCACCCUUCCAAAUGCCUGCCUGCUCCUGUAAAUUCUUGGCAAUAAAACAUAAACAUUUACUUUUUAUCUUUAUAUCAGUCUCCUUCCUACGUACACAUUUAUUCUUAGUGCACUGAAUACUCUGUUGUUACAGUUUGUAUAUAAAAUGCUCAAGGAGUCUCAGGGAUCAUAGAAGUAAGAACUGAGCAAACAUUCUCAAAUUUUUUGCAUUUGUUGUGCGUAAAGUGUGGACACUCUUGCCAUUAUAUAAAUAUAUACAUAUGCAGAUAUUGUAAUGCCAUGCUGUGACAGUGCAUUGAUAUUAGAUGCACCUAUGUUAUUCUGCCAUAUUUGCAACCUGUGGAUUGUGUGUAAGUUAUUUUGUACAUAAAAUAUCCAUACCUCAAGCCAAAUGUCGUUUCAAUGCUGCAUUAAGGCAUUGGCCAAUUCAAGUAGGGGCUAUUGCGCCACUUUGGACAUUUAUACGUCACAAGUGGGGAGAAGUCUCCUUGUACUGAGUAUGCUGAAUAAAUGUUAUAACCUUGAAUCAAA